UAUUCUAGCUUAGCUUGUCAGUACUGCAAGAAACAAAAUAAUAUCCAGUAGUAGCUAGAAGCUAGAGUAAGAAAGAUAUAUAGAUCCUGGACUCUGUUAGCUCUAGCUGAGAUAUGGUUGGACCAAGAAGACCUCAGUUUGUGCUGUUCGGUUCGUCCAUCGUCCAGUUCAGUUUCAGCAAUGGAGGUUGGGGUGCUAUUCUUGCUGACCUAUAUUCUCGUAAGGAACUUCUCCUGUUGUCUUCUUUGAUGGGAAGAUUACUAUUUCUUGGUCAAGACAAGCUUUCAUGCUUGUUGAAGAGUUCAGAGUUCACCCAUCAGCAAUCAAUCAAAUUUUUGGUGGCGGAUAUAAUUGUGCGUGGCUAUGCUGGUUGGAAUUCAAGGCAUGGUCUGCAGGUUUUAGAGGAAGUGUUUCCAAAGGAUGCAAGUAUCCAGCCAUCGUUGGUCAUAGUCUAUUUUGGUGGUAAUGAUUCAAUGCUCCCUGAUCCACUAGGGUCAGGCCCUCACGUACCUCUACCUGAAUAUGUAGAAAACAUGGGGAAGAUCGCUACACAUUUGAAGAACCUAUCGGAGAAAACCCGCCUAAUCUUUCUUUCAGCUCCUCCCGUCAAUGAGGAACAAAUCCGAAAACUGUUCAGAGGCAUAAUGCCGGAAAAUAGUCGAACAAACGAGCUGUGCCAAAUGUAUUCAGAUGCUUGCGUAGAGAUGUGCAAAAGAAUGGAUGUCAAGACUGUUGAUCUCUUUACUUCCAUGCAGAAAAGAAGGGACUGGUCGACUACGUGCUUUACGGAUGGAAUCCAUUUUUCAGCCGAGGGGAGCACGAUCGUGGCGGAAGAGAUAUUGAAGGUUAUUGAAGAAGCAGACUGGGAACCCAGCCUGCAAUGGAACUCAUUACCAUCUGAAUUUGAAGAGUAUACACUUCAUGUUCCCAGUCAGGAUCCACCCACAGAGGAUUAAACUUUUUAUGCUAGAUGUAUUGUAGCCCCCUAUUUCCCAUAUAAUAUAAUUGAAAAACCAACAAAAGUAGUUUCAUUACUUGCGCUCAGAAACAAAAUCUGUUGUCAACUAUUAUAAAUCAAGUCUUGUAGAGAAACAAGUGAAUGCUCAUAUAACAUCUCAAUUGGUUAUAUUACAUCAAGGGCAAGUCUACAGAUUCGGUUUUUUCCGUGUGCAAAGGAUAAUGCGAUUGAUUACAAACCCAAGCCAGUGUAUAAAAGAAAGGUCAGAUAAAGGAAUAAUACAUACAGAGGGGAAAUAACCACAAUGAACAUGUUACUUCGCCUGCACUAAUCCAAUGCAACUCGGAUGAUAUCGGCCUACUCCACCAAAGCGAAUUCAACAUCGAUCAAAAUUAGACCACACACAUCCACAUGUGAAAACCAAUCCGAAAAGAGAUGUGAAACUGAGAAUUCCAACAGCUCCAGCUGGGUGCAUG
Messenger RNA from Argentina anserina (silverweed cinquefoil), 1434 nucleotides. Its product is annotated as GDSL esterase/lipase CPRD49-like. The record is from RefSeq and is a predicted model, not a curated record. Lineage: Eukaryota; Viridiplantae; Streptophyta; Magnoliopsida; Rosales; Rosaceae. Gene Ontology annotation, molecular function: hydrolase activity, acting on ester bonds. Bases 114 to 956 code for a protein of 280 amino acids. The transcript has 6 exons.